Messenger RNA from Ziziphus jujuba (common jujube), 1015 nucleotides. RefSeq names its product auxin-binding protein ABP19a-like. The transcript has a single exon. Bases 75 to 731 code for a protein of 218 amino acids. Gene Ontology annotation, cellular component: cell wall. Lineage: Eukaryota; Viridiplantae; Streptophyta; Magnoliopsida; Rosales; Rhamnaceae. The record is from RefSeq and is a predicted model, not a curated record. Gene Ontology annotation, molecular function: manganese ion binding.
ACACCAUCUUGUUUCUUUAUAAAUGCUACCAUUUUUCUUUCCACAAACACUGGAAAAAGAAAAAGAAAAAGGCAAUGCACCUAUUGAACGAGGUGAAGAUGAGUUUCCCAGCUCUCUUCUUAAUCUUUUCCUUUCUCUUUUCCUUCUCUAAUGCUGCCGUGCAGGACUUCUGUGUUGCUGACUAUUCAGCUCCUGAAGGCCCUGCUGGCUAUUCUUGUAAGAAGGAAGCAAAGGUUACAGUAAAUGAUUUCGUAUUCUCGGGCCUAGGCGUUGCUGGUAAUACCUCAAAUAUUAUCAAGGCUGCUGUGACCCCUGCAACUGCAUCUGUUUUUCCGGGCUUGAAUGGCCUUGGAGUUUCACUUCUUCGGGCAGAUUUGGCCCCUGGUGGUGUUAUCCCAUUCCACACACACCCUGGAGCUUCAGAACUUGCACUUGUUGUGGACGGGACAAUCUGUGCUGGAUUUGUGUCCUCAGCCAACAAUGUCUACUUUAAAACUCUUCAGAAAGGUGACAUUAUGGUUUUCCCUCAAGGGCUAUUGCAUUUCCAAAUAAAUACAGGUAAGACUAAAGCCCUUUUUUACGCUAGCUUUAGUAGCGCAAUCCCGGGUCUUCAGAUUCUGGACUAUGCUUUGUUUAAAAACAAUUUGCCUACUGAAAUAAUAGCAGAGACUACUUUCCUUGACCCUGCUGUGAUUAAAAAGCUUAAGGGUGUUCUUGGUGGCACUAAUUAAGCUCUCCAGCAGAGUUUACCAUAAGGAUUCCAGUGAUUGUUUCUUUUCUGUCCUCUGGUAUCAGCAUCUACUGUGUUUCUUUGUCGUAAUUGAGAAGACCUGUAAGCAUGUGGUUCUUCUAAUUAGGGAUUGGUAUUAAGAGAAUUUAGCUAUUUUCUUUUGUUUGCUUUGCUUUUAGUAGUUGUGUUUAACGAGUUUAGUCUGGAUUCUGAAUAAUAAACAACAACAAGGCAGAUGCCUUCUCAGUUUGCAAUUAAAUAUGAAAGUUUGCAUGUUGUUUAUUA